AUGGGGACCUGGCAGGACAUUUUUGCAGUGAAAACUGCAGAUAUGCACUUAACAGAGCCAUGGACACUUCAGGAGGAUGAUACCCUGCAGGUGCACGUCCUCAAGCCUGGCUGGAAGGAGUUUGUGCAGCGCCGUGCUCUUGGGAGGUUUCGGUGCUCCCAAUGCUUUCAUGAGUGGUCUUCGGCCAAAGUGCACAUGCUGUUCCACAUGAGCCGGCACCGGGGCCAGGGCACGGUGUGGAUGCGAGCCUUUCGCCAGGCAUGCAGGCGGUGCCCCGACCCCCGGCUGGAGGAGCCCGAAUUCAGCCAGGAGACUAUGGAGAGGCUUAUGCACAACCUAGUGCUAAAGAUCCUCAAGUACUUCUACCACGUGCCUGUCCAACCCUCCGACCUACUGGAAGUUGUGGUGGAUGCACUGGUGACCGGUCCACACAACACUGCCUGCUGUGAGGGCUGCCAGCUCGGCGUUUGCAGCGCAUCACAGCGGCUGGCCCCAGCGUCGGAUGCCUGGGAGCCCUUGAUGGAUGCGGACAAGGCCAGGACCCAUCUCACCCCGAAACGCAAAGGCAUGAGGCCCUAUGCAACCCCAACCCACCACUCCUCGCCCUUUGGUAGCAACUUCCCCUGGAAAUGCUGCUGCUGCAUCGGCAGCUCUUUUCUCAGUGUUUUGGCAGUGCUCCUCUUCAUCCUGCUUUAUUUCACCGAGAAGUAG
Molecule: messenger RNA, 711 nt
Organism: Haliaeetus leucocephalus (bald eagle)
Lineage: Eukaryota; Metazoa; Chordata; Aves; Accipitriformes; Accipitridae
Product: receptor-transporting protein 3-like
Exons: 2
Coding region: 1-711 (236 amino acids)
Biological process (GO): detection of chemical stimulus involved in sensory perception of bitter taste; protein insertion into membrane; protein targeting to membrane
Molecular function (GO): olfactory receptor binding
Source: RefSeq, a predicted model, not a curated record